AUGGCUGGUGGAGCAGAAGAAGGCCAAACAUUGGAGUACACUCCGACAUGGGUUGUCGCCGCCGUCUGCACCGUCAUCGUCGGUAUCUCCCUCGCUGUCGAGCGCCUCAUCCACUAUACCGGAAAGUUUCUGAAGAAGAAGAACCAAAAGCCUCUCUUCGAAUCUUUACAGAAAGUAAAAGAAGAGUUGAUGCUGUUAGGGUUUAUAUCGCUGCUUCUGACUGUGUUUCAGAACAGAAUUAUCAAGAUCUGUGUGAAUGAGGAUGUAAUGAAGCACCUCCUGCCCUGCUCGUUGCGGCCGGAAUCGUCUUCUAACGAAGGAGGAGGAUCUUCUCACGCUGAGCCCAAAACAACUUCUCAUUUUCAGCGCUUGUUGGCCGAAGGAGCAGCCAAUGGUGGUUACUGCGCUGCAAAGAAUAAGGUCCCCUUGUUAUCUCUUGAAGCAUUGCAUCAUUUACAUAUCUUCAUCUUUGUCCUGGCCAUCGUUCAUGUGACAUUUUCUGUUCUUACCGUUAUAUUUGGAAGCGCAAAGAUACGUCAAUGGAAGCAUUGGGAAGACUCCAUUGCAAUAGAUAAGUAUGAUACUGAACAGGUCUUGAGACCAAAGUUCACGCAUGUCCAUCAGCAUGAUUUCAUCAAGGGUCGUUUUCUGGGUAUUGGUAAACAGUCAGCUAUUUUGGGUUGGUUGCAUUCUUUUUUCAAACAAUUUUAUGGAUCUGUCACCAAAACAGAUUAUGUAGCCCUGCGAUUAGGUUUCAUUACGACUCAUUGCAGGUCAAACCCUAAGUUUAAUUUUCACAAGUACAUGAUUCGUGCCCUGGAAGAUGAUUUUAGGAAAGUUGUCGGCAUAAGUUGGUAUUUGUGGGUAUUCGUGGUCCUCUUCUUGUUGCUGAAUAUUAAUGGUUGGCAUACAUAUUUUUGGAUAGCAUUCAUCCCUUUCGGUCUUCUACUUGCUGUUGGCACUAAGCUGGAGCAUGUAAUUGCCCAGUUGGCUCAUGAGGUUGCUGAGAAACAUAUAGCCAUAGAAGGCGAAUUGGUCGUAACACCUUCUGAUGAUCACUUCUGGUUCCACCGGCCCAGCAUUGUCCUUUUCUUGAUCCAUUUUAUACUAUUCCAAAAUGCUUUUGAGAUCGCAUUUUUCUUUUGGAUAUUGCUUCAGUAUGGGUUUGACUCUUGCAUAAUGGGACAAGUCGCUUAUAUUUACCCCAGGCUGAUUAUAGGGGUAAUCAUCCAGGUACUAUGCAGUUACAGCACUCUGCCACUUUAUGCUAUCGUCACCCAGGUUACCCAGAUGGGAAGCUCUUUCAAAAAGUCAAUAUUUGAUGAGCAUGUGCAAACGGGCCUUGUUGGGUGGGCUCAAAGGGCAAAGGGAAAGAAGGGGUUGAGGGUAGGAACCAAUGGCUCUGGCCAAGGCAGUUCAACAGAUGGUUCUACUGUGAGAACUCAACCAGGAGGAGUUGGGCACAAGGCACCUACUCCAGGAGGGGAUGUUGAGCUUACUACUGCUCCGUAA
This is a messenger RNA of Ilex paraguariensis (yerba mate), 1512 nucleotides long. The record is from the annotation of a GenBank genome assembly. Lineage: Eukaryota; Viridiplantae; Streptophyta; Magnoliopsida; Aquifoliales; Aquifoliaceae.